Messenger RNA from Plodia interpunctella (Indianmeal moth), 1938 nucleotides. It is a transcript of the gene Tim23, whose product is annotated as mitochondrial import inner membrane translocase subunit Tim23. Gene Ontology annotation, biological process: protein import into mitochondrial matrix. Gene Ontology annotation, cellular component: mitochondrial inner membrane; TIM23 mitochondrial import inner membrane translocase complex. The record is from RefSeq and is a predicted model, not a curated record. NCBI's taxonomy places the organism in Eukaryota, Metazoa, Arthropoda, Insecta, Lepidoptera, Pyralidae. The transcript has 3 exons. Gene Ontology annotation, molecular function: transmembrane protein transporter activity. Bases 115 to 696 code for a protein of 193 amino acids.
CAGUGACAUUCGAUGGAAUUGACAUUUCAAUCAAUUCUUCAAAAAUCUGUGCGUGAUUACAAAAAUCACGAUUUUUAGUUUUAGAUUAGUUAAUUACAUGCAUUAAAUAGAAAAAUGUCGAUAUUCGGCGAUAUUAUACCGAAAAAUGAAGAAAAACCGAACAACCAGGCGAGCUCAAGCCUGUCCCCUUACCUGAACUUCGAUCCUCAUAUCAUACCGAAAAUGCAACCAGAAUUCCUUUAUCCUGAUGAUAGACAUAUGGCAUCUACAGCAAGAAGGUCAAAUGUAGCUCUUCCUAUCAUUGGAAUGUCUUUCAUGAGCGGUUCAGGAAUUGGAGGAAUUAGCGGAUUGUACAAAGGCCUCCGAGCGACCACACUUGCUGGGCAGGUUGGCAAAGUCAGGAGGACCCAAGUUAUCAACUAUGUCAUGAAGCAAGGUACAACAACAGGCUGCACUUUAGGCAUCAUUGCUUCAUUCUAUUCCUGCAUUGCCCUCGGAGUGACUUGGGUCCGUGAUAAAGAAGAUACAGCAAACACUUUCAUAGCUGCAGCCACCACAGGAAUAAUUUACAAGAGCACCGCAGGGCUCCGCUCCAUGGGCCUUGGGGCAGCCGUUGGUCUUACCCUUGCCGGAGUCUACACAUUAGUUACUGACAAUGACAAUAUAUGGAGCAAGGCCAGAUACACCAGAUUGUGAUUCCAUUUACCGCCUACUAGUAUGUAAAUAGAUUUAUGUUAUGUUUGCACCAAAGAUGCCAAUACGGAUUUAUUCAUCCAUGUCCAGUGUUGGAAAGGUGAAGUUAUCCUGAGGACCGUGGUCCCCGUGUCAGCAGGAGUGUGCCAUGGUAGCACAAAAGUUAAUUAAAAUGUUUUAUUUGAAAAAUUAUAAUGUUUUAUUUCCAUUGAUUAUAACUAAAUACUAGUGAUGUUUUUGUACAAUGAUCAUUAUAUUUACAAUCUGAUUGUAACACCCUUGCUAACAAAUAUUUCGUUAUAGAAAAAAAGAAUAAAGGCACUAAAUUAUAUUGCCUAUCCCUCACAUCUGAACACUUUCUUGGUUAUAUCCUCGGCCGUUGAGCCAAAGUCGUAGACCAAAGUCCGCUUUCCUACUUUUUAGUCUCCACUUCGCACGGUGGUCGGCAUCUCGCCAUUUGGACUACAGAUAGUAACAACUUUAACAAGUUUAAACAACGUAAGUAAUAAAAACAUGAGCAUGAUAAACCAUAUGUAGAAGCACCUUGGCAAGUCCAAAAAAUAAAUUUGUAUGUUGGUACAUGUACAAAAAAUUAAUUAACAAGGGUUAACAAUAGGACAUACAAUAUUGGGAUAUGUCUUAUAGCUUAGCCGUAAUAUGGAAGAAUAGCAAUUAUACACAAAAAAUCUUGAGCUCCGAAAAUAUAGUUUAGCUGAUGCUUAAACCUAAAAACUAUACUUUGCUAUUCAUUAUUUCUGCUAACGUUAUGUAAAAAUCAUGUCACAAUGCUUCUGAUUUUUGGAUUAGAGAUUUUCCAAACUGAGGUAACUGAUGCAUUAUUGUUGAAAAAACAUUAAGACUUGAUUAUCACUUAUCAUUAGUGGAUUUGAUACUCAAUAGAGGUCUAAAAUUUGGCACCAAUAUCUGCUUAGUGUGGAAACCAAAUGUUAAUUUAAAAAAAAUAUUUCUAAUGAAAACCAAAUUAACGAUGGAUGCAAAUUACGCUUCGUCGCAAAAUGUCCCUUUUGCAACCUGGUAACAAAUUGGCUAUUGGUCGCAGAAUGCAUAAAUUGGGCCUUUUUCUUUAAUAUAUUUAUUUACAUCUUAUAUUAUGAGGGUACUUAACAAAACCUAGAAAUUCUAAUUUGUUACUAGGGGACAUUUUACGGAAGGGACAUUCACUAUGCGACCGGGACCCAUUAUGUGACAAAGCGAAAAACUGCUCUUGUAAUAAUUCUAUUAAUG